This is a messenger RNA of Oxyura jamaicensis (ruddy duck), 1350 nucleotides long. RefSeq names its product glycine C-acetyltransferase (gene GCAT). The transcript is spliced from 9 exons. Lineage: Eukaryota; Metazoa; Chordata; Aves; Anseriformes; Anatidae. Bases 11 to 1276 code for a protein of 421 amino acids. Gene Ontology annotation, molecular function: glycine C-acetyltransferase activity; pyridoxal phosphate binding. The record is from RefSeq and is a predicted model, not a curated record. Gene Ontology annotation, biological process: biosynthetic process; L-threonine catabolic process.
GGGCUCGGGGAUGUGGCUCCGGGCGGCGGCGCGGGCGGCCGGGGCCGGGGCCGGGGGCUCCCGCUUGGCUUCGGGGGCGGCGGCGGCGCAGCUCCGGCGGCGGCUGGAGGGGGAGCUGGAGGGGAUCCGCGGCGCCGGCACCUGGAAGAGCGAGAGGGUCAUCGCCUCCCCGCAGGGCCCCCACCUCCGCCUGGCGGGAGGCGGCGGCGCCGGGAUCCUCAACUUCUGCGCCAACAACUACCUGGGGCUGUCCAGCCACCCGCAGGUGAUCCGCGCCGCCGUGCGAGCCCUCGAGGAGUUCGGCGCCGGCCUCAGCUCCGUGCGCUUCAUCUGCGGCACGCAGAGCAUACACAAGGACCUGGAGGAGAAGAUCGCGCGCUUCCACCAGAGGGAGGACGCCAUCCUCUACGCCAGCUGCUUCGAUGCAAACGCCGGCAUCUUUGAGGCUCUGCUCACCCCGGAGGACGCGGUGCUGUCCGACGAGCUGAACCAUGCCUCCAUCAUCGACGGCAUCCGCCUGUGCAAGGCAAACAAGUACCGCUACAAGCACAUGGACAUGCAGGACCUGGAGGCCAAGCUGCAGGACGCGCAGAAACACCGCCUGCGGCUGGUGGCCACCGAUGGUGCCUUCUCCAUGGACGGUGACAUCGCGCCCCUGCGGGAGAUCUGCCAGCUGGCCCAGAAGUAUGACGCCCUGGUCUUCAUCGAUGAAUGCCAUGCGACAGGGUUCCUCGGGCCCAACGGCCGGGGUACUGAUGAGCUCCUGGGAGUGAUGGACAAGGUCACCAUCAUCAACUCCACCCUGGGAAAAGCUCUUGGAGGAGCUGCAGGUGGGUACACGACGGGCCCCAAACCCCUCAUCGAUCUGCUCCGCCAGCGCUCCCGCCCCUACCUCUUCUCCAACAGCCUGCCCCCCGCCGUGGUGGGCUGCGCGUCCAAGGCCCUGGACCUGCUCAUGGAGAGCAACGCCAUCGCCCAGUCCAUGGCCGCCAAGACCCAGCGCUUCAGAAGCAAGAUGACAGCAGCCGGCUUCACCAUCUCAGGGAAAGACCAUCCCAUCUGUCCUGUCAUGCUCGGGGACGCCCGGCUGGCUGCAGUGAUGGCUGAGGACAUGCUGAGCAGAGGCAUUUACGUCAUUGGCUUCAGCUACCCCGUGGUCCCCAAGGGGAAAGCCCGCAUCCGGGUCCAGAUUUCGGCUGUGCACAGCGACGAGGACAUCGACCGCUGCGUGGAGGCCUUCACCGAGGUGGGACGGAAACACGGAGCGCUGCCUUGAGGGGCCACCAGAUGCGUUCCUCGGUGCCUUUCCUGCCCGUGACCAACACAAGUGCCUGUGCCGGGGGGGAAGGC